This is a messenger RNA of Sparassis crispa, 411 nucleotides long. RefSeq lists its product as hypothetical. The record is from RefSeq and is a predicted model, not a curated record. Lineage: Eukaryota; Fungi; Basidiomycota; Agaricomycetes; Polyporales; Sparassidaceae. The coding region runs from base 1 to 411 and encodes 136 amino acids. The transcript has a single exon.
AUGGCAGCGGGGAGCGCUCGCCCGAUGGCAGCGUCGAGCCGAGAGAGGGAUCGCGGCGGCCUCUUGGAGCGUGCUGCGACGUGGGGCCAAUCUUCGCGCGAUCAGCUUCGCGGCACUUGGAUCCUCCUGCGGGCCAUCUCCGAGCGCGCCUGUGCACGCUCUGCGAUCCUCCGCUGUUCGUUUUCCAACUAUAAAGCUCGCCCAGGCCUCUCCCCCGGCCCUUUCUCUCUCUCCCUCUUCCCACCUCCACAAUAUCUCCCCGUGAAUUCACCCGCUAUCCACUACCGCUAUCUUAUUGCACGUCCAGCAGCGUUACACCCGAGUCUCUACGUCUCUUUAUUCUCCCAGAAAGUUCUCCAACAGCUACCGAAAAGCUCUCCAGCCCGCUAUCGCUUCGCACUCCUACUCUGA